Messenger RNA from Babesia bovis T2Bo, 1089 nucleotides. RefSeq lists its product as uncharacterized. The record is from RefSeq and is a predicted model, not a curated record. The transcript has a single exon. Gene Ontology annotation, molecular function: protein binding. NCBI's taxonomy places the organism in Eukaryota, Apicomplexa, Aconoidasida, Piroplasmida, Babesiidae. Bases 108 to 1052 code for a protein of 314 amino acids.
GGUCCGUAUUUUCCAUUUUAUAGUGUAAUCUCCACUGAAAAGUUACGCAAUUAGAUCACACACUACACAAGGACUCAUUGCUAGGUACUCAUUAUGUCCGUUUAACAAUGGACAAAACGAACGAAGAUGACACUACCACGGGUGAACAUUUGACUGUAGUCAGGAUUUCAGGAAUCGUGGAGAAUGGCGAUGUUACCGCGGCGAGGAAGCUGACUAUACAAGAUGCCAGGAUAACAUCAGCAGAUGACUUAUAUUCCAUGAAGUCACUUGAAAGUCUGUCCUUAGCAAGGAAUAAAUUGACGGAUUUUGAAUUUUUAUCGCAAAAUUACAGCCUAAAGGUGCUGGAUUUGUCUAGAAAUUGCAUACGACAGUUGCCAAGUAUGGAGAAUUUCACGAAUCUUACCUUACUAAACCUCUCUCAUAAUGAAAUAACGGACAUUUCACCGAUUACUGAUUUGAAAAACCUUAAGGUUCUCAUUCUCAACAACAACAAAAUCAAAAAUAUGUGUGCUCUCAACAAACUGGAAAUGUUAGAGACGCUUAUUCUCAGCCACAAUGAAAUCGAAUCGAUCAAAACACCUACUAAAACCAUGUGGAAUUUACGGAAAAUAACAUUGAGUCACAACAAAAUAAGAGAGUUCCCGGUUACUGACAAAUUGCCCAACCUUCAGGAGCUUAGGCUAAAUGCAAAUCGUAUACUAGCUUUGCCGCAAAAUAUCGGUUCGUUGACAUCUCUAAAGUUACUUGAUAUAGGUAACAAUAGGAUAGUAGAUAUGAAACCGCUAACUAAGUUUCUAAACUUGCAAAAUUUGAACGUAAUCGGCAACCCUGAACCGCAAAUAAUGCUGGAAGAUUUGAAACCGCCUUUGCAGUACCUCACUGUAUUCAAUUCCAUCAAUGUAAGUGACAAUGAUAGUGGUAAACCUAAGAAAAAGAAGUAUGUUAAAGAAGCCGAUUACGCGAAAAAGCGUAAACUCGAACGGCCACGUGAUAAUCGACAGAAAAGAAGAGAGAAAAAAAGCUUUACGCCCAAAGGGAUACAGCGGGAAUAAGACAACAUAUGACAACUAUGUCACGUGGAAUAUGAUC